AUGGAGCCUACUUUUCCCCUGCUUCGACUACCCGAGAACAUCGUCUUAGAUGUGAUCAAGAAUAUGGCUAUAGAUCCAUUGUUCGAAUUCUCCCUAAUCUCAAGGAAAACUAAGAAUAUCGCGGCAUCAUUAGGAAUAACAGCUCAAGCAUUUAUUACCAUUUGUCAUUUUAUUGACGUAUCUGUAUACUAUGGACGCAGUUCUAGGCUUUUCACGUUCUAUAACGAUCCGGUUGAUGAAGAUGCAUUGAUUCAUUUGGACUCAAAUCAACCUAUUUCUGCUUAUUCUCUCAAUGAAAACAAAACAGUUCGAUCAUCGACUCCAUUCAGUUUCAACAACUGGUUAGAUCACAUUAUGACUGUCUUCUGUUAUAAUAAACCAUCAAAUGUGGUUUUCGGGCUCGGAAAUGAGCGAUUUGAGAUGGAAUCGGUGAAAAAUGCAAUAACAAGUGCCAAUUAUCUUUCUGUAAAUGGGGACAAUGUUGAAUUUCGGAACAGGGAAAUUUUGGAGCAUUUCAAAAAUGCCAACGAAUUAAAUCUAGGAAGGAAUCCAUUUGAAGAAGCUUGUGAAGUUCAAAAAAUCUUUAUUCGAAACUUCGAAAGUAUCACAUUUCAUGAUGAUGUCUCACUUGAUGACAUGUUAUUGGCCAACAGUAAGAGAGUCGAACUCUACCGUUCAAUAUCUCAAAAACAAUUCAAUCAAUUUCUCAAGCAUUGGAUUUGUGGAUCUAAUCCAAGAUUAGAACGUAUGUCUCUACAAAUCGAUAAAAAUGAUUCCUUGAACGGAGAACUGUAUUUGAAAGGAAUCAACUGCAUGGAAACGAGUGAAAAUGCCAAAAGAGAAAUCCGUCGGGAGCACCACCUGCCAAGUCAUGCUGAUAUUAUUCAAAUCAGACGGAAGGAUGUAACUGUAUACGGUAGAUACUUCAGUAUGGAUCGCAAUUUUUAUAACAAUUCGGUUGAUGCAUUGAUUCAUUUGGACUCAAAUCAACCUAUUACUGCUUAUUUACCCUAUGAAAGGAGAACAGUUCGAUCAUCCACUCCAUUAUUCAGUUUCAACAACUGGUUGGAUCACAUUAAGACUGUAUUCUGUUAUAAUAAACCACCAAAUGUGGUUAUCUGGGACGGAAAUGAGCGAUUUGAGAUGGAAUCGGUGAAAAAUGUGAUCAAAAGUGCCAAUCGCCUUGCUUUAGCUGGAGGCAAUACUGAAUUUCGGAGCAGGGAAAUUUUGGAACAUUUCAAAAAUGCCAACGAACGAAAUCUAGGAAGGAAUAUAUUUGGAGAAGCUUGUGAAUUUCAAAAAUAUUUCAUUCGAAACUUCAACAGUAUCGCAUUUCAUGAUGAUGUUUCACUCGAUGAUAUGUUAUUGGUUAACAGUGAGAGAGUGACAUUCAAUCGUCCAAUAUCUCAAAAACAAUUCAAUCAAUUUCUCAAGCAUUGGAUUCGUGGAUCUAAUCCAAGACUACAAUACAUGAAUCUCGAGAUAGCUGAUUUAGUCAACGGAGAAGUGUAUUUGAAAGGAAUCAACUGCAUGAAAAUGAGUGAAGAGUCGAAAAAAGAAAUCCGUGAAAAAUACGGAAUUCCUGAUAUUGAAAUGGUUAAGAUCCGACGAAACGAAGGGACAACUGCUGUGCUUGUGCCUUAUGCAUUUGAGACGUUUAUUUCUGUUCGUUUUUAUGUCUUGUACUAA
Molecule: messenger RNA, 1689 nt
Organism: Caenorhabditis remanei
Lineage: Eukaryota; Metazoa; Nematoda; Chromadorea; Rhabditida; Rhabditidae
Exons: 3
Coding region: 1-1689 (562 amino acids)
Molecular function (GO): protein binding
Source: RefSeq, a predicted model, not a curated record